UGCAAACAACGACGGCGUCACGAGUAACAUGUGCUUGCCUGUGUUUGCCCUCCACAGCCCUAGAUGUACAAUCAAUAGAUUAAUGGCUGUAUCCCCGUCACGUUUACUUGCAUGUGACGUCCGAGUUUGACGACGUCAGUAUGUCAUAGGAAAGAAAAAGUAAAUUAAUUAUUUUGUACUGUUUAUUUGAUAAAACAAGAUGCUGCUACUACCAGUCAUACGUCAUGGACUAUGGAGAGCUACAUUCAACACGCUUAAUACAAGCAGAUGGAGUCCUCUCUUCAGACACCUGUGUGAUGGAGUCCCUACUUCACUGGUCGAUGCCGAAACAAUCUUUGCAUUAUCAUCUGGCCAUGGAAAGUGUGGAGUCGCUGUGGUCCGCAUCAGUGGACCUGCAUCCACCACAGCUCUUAGAUGUAUGGCCAGCCAGACACGCAGGCUGCCUGUUCCACGCACUGCCUUAUUAAGGAGCAUCAAGCAUCCUCACUCUGAAGAGGUGCUGGACCGUGGACUUGUCCUUUGGUUCCCAGCCCCCCACAGUUUUACUGGAGAGGACAGUGUUGAGUUUCACAUCCAUGGAGGUCCUGCUGUUACUGCUGCUGUCCUACAGGCACUCGGAAGCGUGCCUGGCAUGAGGCCUGCUGAGGCUGGGGAGUUCACGCGAAGAGCCUUUCAAGCAGGGAAACUUGACCUGACAGAGGUGGAGGGGCUCGGGGAUCUGAUCCACGCUGAGACAGAGGCCCAGAGAAGACAGGCACUUCGGCAAAUGUCAGGAGAUCUCGGUCGUCUCUAUCAGGACUGGAGUCACAAACUGAAAAGAUGUCUUGCCCAUGUGGAAGCCUUCAUAGACUUCAGUGAGGAUGAGCUCAUUGAGGAUGGUGUCUUGAACAAAGUUGACGCAAUGGUCCGUGAUCUGCAAGGCGAGAUGGAGCGACACCUACAGGAUGAGAGGAGGGGUGAACGACUACGUAGCGGUGUGCAGGUGGUCAUCGCAGGAGCUACCAAUGCUGGGAAAAGCAGCCUCCUCAACAUGCUGUGCCGGAGACCUGCAGCUAUUGUGUCCCCCAUUGCUGGAACCACCAGGGAUGUAGUAGAGACGUCUCUGGACAUUGGUGGCUUUCCUGUAGUCUUGAGUGACACAGCUGGCCUCAGAGACUGUCUGGACCUGGUUGAGCGAGAGGGCGUCCGUCGAGCUCGUGAAAGAGUUGAGCAAGCAGACUUGACUUUGGUGGUCGUCGAUUGCAGUCGCCUCCCCAUGGAUGUCCAGCAAGCUGCAGCCUUUCUUCAGGACCACUUGGGAAGUUUCCUGUCCACUCAGGAGCACAUUCACACCGCAUUACAGUCUGACAGGUGCCUUCUUGUCCUGAAUAAGGUGGACCUGCUGCCUGAGGAGCAGGGACAAAUGCUGAAAAAGGAGCUGGGCUGCAUAUCUGGGCUUCCUGUGUGUGUGAUGUCCUGUCACACUAAUGAAGGACUUCAAGCCUUCCUCACAACACUGCACAACCGAGUCAAGACACUGUGUGGAAAUCCCCUGUCUGAUGCCCCCACCCUGACCCAGGCACGCCACAGGGCCCACCUGCAACACUGUGUCGCCGCCCUGGAUCAGUACCAGCGAUACCGUGACCUCGACCUCGCUCUGGCAGCAGAGGGCGUCCGAUUGGCACUCACCAGCCUGGGCAGGAUCACUGGAAAGAUCGGACCGGAGGAGAUCCUGGAUAUCAUCUUCAAAGACUUCUGCAUUGGCAAAUAGUCAAGAGGACCGCAGCUCCAUUUUCUUCAUAUGCUAUUUCUACAAAAAAAGCGCAUUUUGGACACCUGACAGCCAGCUAAAAGCAAAAAGCAGGUAAGUAGAACUUACACUGACGGCCUCAGAGGGGUUGAGUUGUAGCUGCCCAGCAUGGCGGCUGUAGAUAAGCACAGUCCGCACCACGUAAGGAGGCGGCACGGUCUGAAUGUUCUCCAUCGAUGGCAACUCAAUCUUCUGACGACUGUAAAACAGACAUCUUACUUAAUCACCUUCAUAUAGAACACCUUAGGCAAAGCAGUGGUGGUCAAAGUACGUACAUAACAUUGAGAAGAUCUUCAAGACCUGCAAGACAGUUAAGGCUAAAAAACAACAUUUUACAAGUAUGAAUGGACUAUGAAUGAAAGGAUACUGAAAGUCUCGCACACGUUGGUCUCCAGGUCGUAUAGACAGCUGCACAGCUCGCGGGGGUCAGAAGUAAAGCCUGACAGCUGAGACAAAUGUAGAGUAGAACAUUCCGUGAAGACAAAUUACAUAACUACUGUUGCGCCAAGGUGUCCAUCACUUACCCACAGAGCGUCGUCAUUGACCACCACCAGAGCAAACUCAUGUCGCUUGUCAAUCUUGUGCUUAGUUCUCACAAACAUCUCAAUCAUCUUCUGGGAAAUGUUCAGAGCAUUUGUUUUGGUCCUUUAGAGGAAGACACAUAUUGUAAUUACAUUUUCACUAGAAUUAGGGAGAUGAGCUGUAUAAGGAGCUUACCCAUUGAAAGACUCUAGCUUUGAUAAACACAUCUCCUCUGAAAGGUCCAAGCAGAUGAUCUAUUACAGGGAACAGACAUGUUGUGGAUGUGAGGGUUGGAAUGUCCGAAACUUUAGGAUAUUAAGCAUCUGUGAACGCUUCAAUUAUCACAUCUAUGUUUAACUCUCUGGAAACAUUUAAUUUGAAUAUUCUUCAAAGUCAAACGGGACAUAAAAGACCUUAGGUUUUGAAAGGCAUAAAAACAUUUUGGAUUCAUUUGGUUUUUUUUGCUCAAAUUUUUUCAAUAAACUUCAGUCCAAAACAAAAAUAUCAAACAAGUAAUCUUCUUUGAUUUUAUUUUGACCAGAUGUCUCGAGUUAAAAGGAGUAAAAUAACCCCUGUUAUGCAAAUGUAUACUAGUCAUUCUUUGUAACAUUGCGCUUUAAAUAUUAUGAAUCCCCACAUUGCAGAUUUUUGGGGAUAUUUAUUUAUUUUUAAAGCAUAUUGUAAAAAAUUUUUGUCUCAAAAUUAAGUCUUAUCAAACUUAAAAGUGACCAAAUUACCUGAAAAUAUCAAUACUACAGUAAUACUGGCCACUAGAGGAGAAAAAAACAAUCAGAGCGAGCUGUUCAGUACUGUGGACACUGAUUGGGUCAGCCCCAGCAGCAUUACUAUAUUAGAUUAAAAGAGUAAAUGUGGAUAAAAGGUCAAAUCUAUGGGCAUCGAACGAUUCGAUCGGACUCUGAUUCCUAUUGUGACGAUUCGACUUUUGAUUCAACACGAUUUUGAUUUAAACCAAUUCUCGCAAUUUAUUAUUUGGUAUAUUAAAUACAGUAUAAUGAAACUUUUUCAAACCAGGUUACAGGUUAAAAAAGCUCCUUAGAGUUGCAUAAAAAUGAAAAAAUGUAAUCGAUAUGAAUACAUUUAUAAUGGAGAUGAAUAAGAAUCGUGAUUAGGAUGUGGAUCGACUGUUUGUAUACCCAUUGUAAAGGGUGUUAUUUCAUGUCUAGAUAGAUGGCUUUCAUAAUAAUAAUAAAAACUUAUUUGGAAUUUCAUGGACAGGUUUUUCAUGCCCUAACUAUGAAAAUAAUACAUUUAUAUUGAAUGAUUAUUUACUUAUUUCAUUUGUCACGGUCGUGUCCUGAACCAAACAACAGCGAUAAACGAGGGAUGACUGUAAUUGAACAAUGAUAUCAUUUGAUCAAAAUGCCUUCAAAGGAUUAAAUUUUUUAUUUUAAAUAAAUAAACAUGACAUAAUUGGUAUUUAUGUUUAAGGCUGAGGUUGAUUGAGCAAUUUGAGCAAAAAAAGUAAUCAAAAAAAAAAAAUUGAAAUGUUUUAAGCUCCCUGAAAAAUGAAUGUCCUGUUCAGCUUUAAAGAAAUGUGAAUAACUGCCAGUUUAUCCAUCAUACACCUGAAUUGGACAUUGAAAAGUAAAAAUUAAACAUGAAGAAAAAACCAGAGUAAUGGAAUAACACAACUUUUAUGGUCAAAAUACAGCAAAGACUUACUGAAAGGAAAAUAAUAUAUGGUAUCCACAAGGAACUGCAUAGGAUCAUGAGGUCAGCAUCCAGAAGCACUCAGCAUGUGCUUUAUAAUCUUGGUUUUACUGCUCAGAUGCUGUUAUACUUCCCAUUCUGCUUUUAAUGCGGACAGUAUUACAACACCGAUUCUGCUGCUGCUGUGUUGUGGAAUACAUUAACUACCGACCAUCAUAAAAUGAAGUUGGUAUGUGAAAUAACACUGAGCCUACCACUUUCUCUGGACAGUUGACCCGAGGAACUCGUAUUUGGUACUCUGCUGGUGGAGGUAGAGGGGUUGACAGUGGAGGCAGCUGUUGUGUGGGCUUGGGACGCUCCUUGGCGGCAGCAGCAGCAGCAAGCUGCAUUGGUGUGACAGCAGCAGUAGCAGCCACAGGGGUCACAGUCUGAGCCACAGCUGUGGAGAUGCUGGUCGUGGUGGAAGUCGAAGGACUGUCGCUGGUCGAGGCCUCGCCUUCGCCCUCGACGCGGCUGCCGACAGCUGGUUGUGAUAGGUUGGGGUUGCCUCCACCUCCAAGACUACCGGUGCUGCUACGACGGUCCUCGGCACCUUCAGGGUUGGAGCGGGUUCGUGGUCGCAGCUCCACCGAGCGCUCCUCUCCAUCUGCUGGGCCAGGCUCAGGGGUCUCCAUGGAUACACAGGCAGCUGAGAGAGUGGAUGGGAAAUAACUUUAGAUGGGCGAAUACUUCCACCAUACAGGGGGAAUUUCUGAUCCCUUUUUUGAGUUUGAGUUUAUUUCGAACGUGCAAGCAUACAACAUGAUACAUAAUUUCCAGUUUCUCUUUCCAACAUGUUCGAAAAGGAGUAGGAAGAACCAGAGCUUAUUUAAUCCUCCCCCUUUUCUUUUAUAUAACAGUUGCUAAAACUUUUGUUCACUUCCUGUUCUCAAUGUCUUCACAGUAUACUCUAUAAGUAAUCACAAUAAAAAUAAAUACAUUUUUACUUUGACA
This is a messenger RNA of Nerophis ophidion (straightnose pipefish), 4975 nucleotides long. It is a transcript of the gene gtpbp3, whose product is annotated as GTP binding protein 3, mitochondrial. The record is from RefSeq and is a predicted model, not a curated record. Gene Ontology annotation, molecular function: GTP binding; GTPase activity; protein binding. Gene Ontology annotation, cellular component: mitochondrion; cytoplasm. Lineage: Eukaryota; Metazoa; Chordata; Actinopteri; Syngnathiformes; Syngnathidae. The transcript is spliced from 12 exons. The coding region runs from base 200 to 1750 and encodes 516 amino acids. Gene Ontology annotation, biological process: tRNA methylation; tRNA wobble uridine modification.